AUUCGGUGAAACAAAAAUGAUUUCCCUUUUAAAACAUAAUAAUAUCUAUACCAGUCAUAAUUCUAACGUAUUUUCCAACUAUUUUUGCAGGAUGAUUUAAAUGCACCCCUAUACUGCAUCAGUAGAGGAACUAUUCGAGUCGACUAUAUCGUGCGUCCCUACCCCACGAAGUUGACAUCGGGGCCUGUAUUGCAACCCCUCUGCAUCCUGGAACUCCAACAGUCGCAUUAAAAGCCAACGAAACGCCCUUUGCGCAUCUGCUACAAGGGAAAUCAGGCAGUUUGAACGCAGCAACCGUCGAGUUCAGGUCAAAGGAAGUAACGGUAACGAAUCUUCCUUUCAAUUCAAAACUCCAUUUCAUCCACUUCUGCAAAAACCAUAAUACAGCACGCGUCACUCGUCUCUUCAAUAAAUAAAUAAAAUUUCCUCCCAAUCUGCAAAACAAAAAAUAAAUUCAGCAAAAUUCAAAAAUAAUAUUCACCGCUCAACUAAUUUAAAAAAAAACGACGGUUGAAGACCAAAAAGAAAAAGUGAAAGAAAAGUGCAAAGAAAAUUUCAAGACAAAGAGAAAUGAAAUCUAAAAUAUCUAAUAAAGUGAAAUCGACAAAACAGUGAUUAUUAUUAAUGAAAAAAAUUUUCAAAAAUAAACAGGAUUCAGUGAAGGAUAAAACCGGGAAAUAAAAUUAGAAGAAGAGAAGAGAAGAGAAAAGAGAGAAGAAACCUAAAAGUGAAGACUGAAAAAGUCUGACAAUAAAGGAGAGAAGCGAGUGUGAAAUUAGAAGAAGAAAUUACAAAAACUAAAAAAGGGGUAAACCCAUGAAAAAUUCAAAAAAAUGUGCAUAAAGUGUUUUUCGGAAAUUCAGAGACCAGUAGCGCCGCUACGUCCGUCCGUGACCCGGUCCUUGGAAACCUGGCAAACUCCCACCUUUGUCAGCAGUAUCAUCAUUCUCCUAAUAAACCGCCGACAAUAAUUAUCAUCAAAUUCAGAAUCAAUUAUGCUAAAAUCGCAACUCACCCACUCGCCACGCGGUUCAAUGAUCGUCUAUACAGUGUCAUUCAAGUGAACCGGUUUAGGGGUCAAAUAAUGUGACUUCAAACUCCCCCAUUGAUUGGAAUCAACUUUCGAAAAGGAACAAAGAAUCAAGAGACAAAAAAGAAGCAAACUAAACAAAAAAAAAAUCAAGAGUCAAAAAAGAAGCAAACUAACCAAAAAAAGAAUCAAGAGACAAAAAAGAGUCAAAAGAAAUAAAAAAGUAUCAAAAGAAGCAAAAAAAAAAAAAAAACAAAAAAACAAAAAUGAAUCAUCCGAACGAUCCAACGCCAGUGCAUUGUUACACGAACCCGUCCUUUUGCCGACAAUCCGAAUUCAUUCAUGAUGACCGGAAUGACCUCCCGCCACCUCCACAAUUUCAGGGAGAUGAUCUCCCCCCACCACCGCCGCCACAGCAGCUGCAGAUGCAUCAACACCAACAACAGCAGCAAUACGGACAGACAAACGCUGCCUUUCAAAGUCAACCAGAAACUGCAGCGGAAAUACAAACGCGAAGUAAUCACGCUCAGGAGCAACGUUAUUGUUAUCUUGAGGAGACUGGACCACCUAGUCACAGAAGAUAUGGCAGUGUUCCGGUCCAAGAGCAACGGAUGACCUACACACAAUCAUCACAAUCGAGAUAUGAAUACAUUCAGGACGAUGAGCGAGCCCAAUUACACAGAACGGGCUCAUCGAGAUAUGAAUUUAUUCCACAUCAACAGGUGCUUCGUUCCGCGCCGCCAGUCAACCAAGACAACGGACAACUGCAGCUGCGAACGUGCAGGAACAACGGGGCAAGAUACGCCGUUGUACCGGGUGAUCAAGACUAUCAGGAGAAUGAGACAUCUUGGAAUGGUGCUAAAGUCAUUUCUCCUAUUCGCCGACAAAUCAGUACUCCACAAGGUCGAUACACGAGUUUACCUUUGGAGGAACCUCCAGCACUUCCAGACAGGAAUGUUUCGGAAUUUCCAGCAUCCCCUCGAAAUAAUAUUGCCACUCAAAAACUCCAUGAAAUAUUGACCACUCCCAGGAAACCCAGGUCACGUUCAGAGGAAAGAACACUAUCUCCAAAGAGACAUCACACAGCUCCCCAAACUGGAACACCUCAACGGAGAGCAUUCAGUCCUGGAAAUUCACCAUCAGGUCGAGCUCUGAGUCCAAAUCCUCGGGGAACGCCAUUGGGAACUCCACAAAAUAGAGCAUUUUCGCCAAAUGGACCACAGACUUCAACUCCCAAUAAGGAAUCAUCAGCGAGAAGAUGUUUACCACUCAACGAAAGUUCAUCCCGUCAACAAGAUCUGUGUCCUGCAUCCAAUUGUGGUAAAUUACGUUAUACGGGCACAACACCAACAGACUUGGUUCAAUUAGACCAGGGAUAUUCAAUAUCGAGAUAUCAAUAUCUUCAAAGCGGAACAGACACAAUGCCAAUGGUUUCGAGUCCACUCAAAUAUCAAGUUGUAUCACCUGAACAAAAAAGAUGUGGUUAUCAAAGCGUUGAAAAUGCAUUCAUUGCGAGAACAGCUGUGGUUCCUCCGCUAUCGCCACCCACCAGUGAAGCAAAUACCACAAUGGCAAGUGGAGCAGAAAAGUAUAACAAAAAUAGUGCACCACUUCUUUUGGUGCUCGUUGGAAUUCUCACCUGUGGCUUGGCUUAUUACUUGUCUUUAACUCAAGGAAGAAUGUAUUAUUUCGAUAGCGCCAUCGUUUGUGGAUUGUGUUGUGCUCUAGCAGGUGCAUCGAGAAGUUUACGAAAAACCUGGACAGGUUUAGGUUUGGCGGGACUCUCGGCAUUAAGUUGUGCAGGACUUUUACUCCUUGCAGUGAAAGGGCCAAAAAAAGGAACUCCUCUUCACGACGUGACAGCAGGUGCACUAUGUGGUGUCUCUAUUUUAGGCGCAGCUCUUGCUCUAUUGGCAGUUCUCCGACCCAGGUGCAGUUGCGGACGACACCGAAGAGUUCACUCCUGGAUACCUAGAUUUUCACCUUAAAUAUAUUUUAUCAAUCUAUUGCACAUAAUUAUAUAAAUGUAUAUUUAAAUAACAAUGAACAAAUUUAUUCAUUUUGUAAAAAAAAGAAAAAAUGAGCCCAAUGUACAUGAAUAUAGAAAUAAGCCUCAAAGGCCGAAAAUUCUUAUUAAAAGCUAAAAAUUUAAUUUAGCUUUGAUAAACUAGAAUUUUAUAUAUUUAACAGCUCAAAAUUCUAAUUUUAUUAACAAUUCGUUAGUGAAAUUAAAAUUUUUUA
Leptopilina heterotoma is the source of this 3271-nucleotide messenger RNA. RefSeq lists its product as uncharacterized. Bases 1297 to 3018 code for a protein of 573 amino acids. The record is from RefSeq and is a predicted model, not a curated record. Lineage: Eukaryota; Metazoa; Arthropoda; Insecta; Hymenoptera; Figitidae. The transcript is spliced from 5 exons.